GCCAAAGUUUGAGUUGGAAUCUUUGUUUUUUUCCCUGCAGAUUUCUCUAUUGCGAAAAAAUCUGCCUCGGUAAUUGAGCGGACUUAUUGCAGCUCGUUCAGCUAGAGAGUCCAUAUCGGACUGUCUGAUUGAAAAUAUCGUUCUGAUUUCCCCGCUCUGAGUGUUAGGGCUAUUAUAAAACUCGAAUAUCAACAUGAAUUCUAUGAUUACGACCACAACGUGGGUGCGACGAGGGGUCGCUGCACAAUUCCCUACAAAAUAUGAGAUUGAUGAGGCAGAGCUCAAUCGGAUAUCACAAAUUGCGAGGCUGCAAUUGGAGGAUGCCAAGGGAGAUUUGAAAGCAGCCGAGGAGGACCAGGAUGUAGAUGCAAUGGAUGAGGAUACGGUUGAAAAGGAUUCAAAACCCACGAAAAAUCCUUUCAAGGACGAGGAUCAUGAUGAUGAAGACGACGAUCUAAAAGAGUACAACCUCGACCACUACGACAGCGAAGAAGUUGACGAAGACGGCGAAGAAGUCACCAUGUUCGGAAACGUAAAGUCUCUCGCGUACCACAAACCGGGUGAAAAGGAUCCUUAUCUCGAAUUUCCAGAAGGAGAGGACGAUGAAGACCGUGAAGAGUUACAAAUACUGGGUACUGAUAACCUAUUAAUAGCGGGAAAGCUGGAAGACGAAGUUGCGCAUCUUGAAGUUUAUGUAUACGAAGAUUCCGCGGACAAUUUGUAUGUUCACCACGAUAUUAUGCUUCCCGCCAUUCCGCUCUGCGUUGAAUGGCUCGAUUUCCCGGUUGGAAAGAAUGAAAAAGGCCGUACAAGUGGUAAUUUUGUGGCUGUGGGUACUAUGGAACCUGAUAUCGAGAUCUGGGACCUCGAUAUUGUCGACUGCAUGUACCCCAAUGCUAUUCUCGGAGCAGGUGACGGCGACGACGACGACAAGGGCUUGAGCAAAAAGAAGAAGAAGAAAUUCAAGAAAGCAAACGAUGAGUAUCAUGUUGAUUCCGUUCUCGCACUGGCAGCAAACCGACAACAUCGAAAUCUUCUUGCUUCUGCAUCUGCAGAUGUUACCGUUAAAUUAUGGGACCUCAACACACAAAAAUGCGCCAAGUCAUACAACUAUCACAAAGAUAAGAUUUGUGCGCUUGAUUGGAAUCCGACCGAAUCUACAAUCUUGCUGAGUGGAAGCUACGACCGCACUGUUGUUGCGGCGGAUAUGCGAGCACCGGACGCAAAGGCGCCUCGGUGGCAGGUUGCUUCUGAUGUGGAGAACUUGCGCUGGGAUCCUCAUGAUCCUAAUUUCUUUUAUGUCACUACCGAUACUGGUCUUGUUUACAAGUACGAUGUUCGCAACGCACCUGCUACACCCAGCGAAUCCAAACCCGUCUGGACAUUGCAGGCCCAUGAUGACUCUGUUUCGUCGUUUGACAUUAACCCUCGAGUUCCUGGGUUCUUGGUGACAGGUUCAACGGAUAAACAAGUUAAGAUCUGGGAUACAGCCAACGACAGACCUAACAUGGUGGUAUCUCGUAGACUCGAAGUGGGCAAAGUCUUUUCGACAUCGUUUGCGCCUGAUGCAGAAGUGAGCUUCCGUCUUGCUGUGGCCGGUAGUAAGGGCGUCGUGCAGGUGUGGGAUACUUCGACCAAUGCAGCUGUGCGUCGAGCGUUUGCCGGUCGUACUCCGGAUAUCACGCCUGGAGAAGAGGGCGAAAUUCAGGAGAGGAUUUUGGGAGUUAAUCAGAAUGAUGAUAGUGAUUCGUCUGAUGGCGAGGAGGGUGAUGGCGGUCAAAAUAAGGAUGGGUGGGAGUCAAUGGAGGAGGAUUAGUUUGUCCGCCUGUGUAUGCGUCGAUGUAGGCAGAGCGAAUAAAUACCCGUCUGUACAUUCUGUUUAUAGAUCUAUAGAUUCAUUUGAAAUAGCAUGUAGUGACACUCAAAUAGAACUAUACUUACU
Talaromyces stipitatus ATCC 10500 is the source of this 1942-nucleotide messenger RNA. Its product is annotated as rRNA processing protein Pwp1, putative. The coding region runs from base 194 to 1816 and encodes 540 amino acids. The transcript is spliced from 2 exons. Lineage: Eukaryota; Fungi; Ascomycota; Eurotiomycetes; Eurotiales; Trichocomaceae. The record is from RefSeq and is a predicted model, not a curated record. Gene Ontology annotation, biological process: rRNA processing. Gene Ontology annotation, cellular component: nucleus. Gene Ontology annotation, molecular function: protein binding.